Molecule: messenger RNA, 3258 nt
Organism: Gadus chalcogrammus (walleye pollock)
Lineage: Eukaryota; Metazoa; Chordata; Actinopteri; Gadiformes; Gadidae
Gene: gnb1l
Product: guanine nucleotide binding protein (G protein), beta polypeptide 1-like
Exons: 7
Coding region: 77-1069 (330 amino acids)
Molecular function (GO): protein binding
Source: RefSeq, a predicted model, not a curated record
CUUCAAGUUCAACGGCGCAUAUUUUGGUUUCACUGCACGUCUGCCAAGGAAGAAGACUGAUGGCACCAGUGAUCACAUGAUGUCGCGUCCCUCCCCGACCCCCAUCUACACUCUUAGGGGGGCUGCGGCACCCCUCAAUACCCUGCACUUCAGUUGCCAGCAGGGGACUCAGCCACUCCUGUACUCUGGGUCAGGCAAGGGGUCGAUCCACGUGUGGAACCUGGACUCCCGGCGGGCGGAGACGGUUCUGGAUGGCCACUCCGGGAGCUCCGUCAUCUGGGUCAGCACACUGCAGUCCACAGGGGCUCUGCUCAGUCAGGGGCGGGACAUGCGUGUGUGUCUGUGGGACCUGAGCGAGGGCCGUGCGGAGGUCUCCGAGUCGCUGUGGACGGGCAGCGUGGGCUUCUGCCAGUGCUCCACGCUGGAGACGGGCCAGGGAGCCUGGCUGCUGGCCUGCCCCGGGGAGCAGACUGAGGAGAUCAAGAUAUUUGCAUUGCCCGGGAAGACUCUGGUGUGCUCGCUGCUUCCCAGGGCCAAGCUGGGGAUGGUCAUGUGUCUCCAACUGUGGCAGCCAGACGCGGGCCCCGGGCCGCUCCUGUUGGCGGGCUAUGAGGACGGGUCUUUGCUGCUGUGGGACGUGGCCCAGAGGUCCGUCCUCAGCCAGGCCUCCGCGACUCUCCCCGAGCCCCUCAUGUGCCUCGCCUUCGACCCGCAGCGACUGAAGGGUGUGGCCGGUUCCUCGGACAAGACCCUCCAGCCCUGGGUUCUGGACCAGAACAAGAACCUGCAGCUCACGGACCCCGUGACUCUGGUCAACCCUGGGGUCUCCCAGCUGUGUAUCCGUGGAGACGGUAAACUCCUAGCGUCGGCUGGCUGGGACCACCGCGUGCGCGUGUUCGGCUGGAAGAGGCUGCGGCCGCUUGCAGUGCUGCAGCACCACGCCGACAUGGUGCUCGGUGUGGCCUUCUCGGACCACCAGGACCCCCGGCAGAGGCUCUUGGCAGCGGGCUCCAAGGACCAGCGCAUCAGCCUCUGGUCCAUAUACAAUGAAGGGGCGGACACUGGUUGAGGACUCGGUACCCUGGGGGUGAACUUUAAGGGCUGACUUUUUUUCGGGGGGUCCUUAAUUACUUCAACACCAAUGCUUUACUUGAUUGGACACUGGAGUGUGGCGUUUCAUCACCUGUCAUUAAGCGUGAAUAGCACUUGAUUGUUUGAUUGAUCAAUGGUGUUUUGAUGAUGUGUUUUUUAUUUUUAUUUUUUUUACAUCAAGUACCCUUCAUCAAAAUUGGUUUAUGUUUUGUAAGUGUUGCAUUAUACAUUAUAGUGGGCAAAGGAAUGCAUUAAUUAACACAUAUGUGAAUAAGCUGGACUUUUCAAUCCUUGAAAUUAAUCAUUGUGUAUCCAUAAGACACUGGCUGGACUUUGCCUGAAAAUCAAUAAAACAAGUUUUAGCACAAAACUAGUUUUGGCAUUUGAUUCACACAAGGCCAAACACCAUGCUAUUUUUCUCGAGCCAGUAGUCAGCAUUAUAAUAAGCCUGUCCAAUUGUGUAGCACAGCCUGGCGUUGAAUGCACCUAAGCCAUUGUUUGGGCUUAUCUGGUGGGAGAUUUGCUCCAGUGCACUUGAAUUUGAGGCAUAAGUUGGAGCUGAGCGGCUGUGUCAUCCAGCGUUGUUGUUCUUACGGCGCUAUAGGUCGGCUGCGGCCCUCCUGCCUGACCCCGGCAGUAUUUGUCAAACAAGGUUAAUCACAGCCCCGACAUGGGGAACACAGGCCUGUUGGUUUAGUAGACUCACAUUCAGACCACCACCGUCUGCAUUGUUUGUUGGAGCACUUUAUUGUCCGCACUUCAGGUCAAAUGUGUGUGUAUGUGAGGUCUGUUACAUUUUGCUCCAAAACCUAUUUUAGGGAGUUAAUCAGCGAUUAUUUUGAGUUUGGUCGUUAUUUAUUUUUCGUUUAACCAGAUAAAACCAAACAAGUAGAAGGUAUUCUAUCGCCAUCUUUGUUGUCACCGACUGAAUCAAUAACUGUUGCAUCAUGGAAGCUCAUAUGCAAUUGUUCCAUAGUGCUUCUGCAGUUGUGGGGGGUCUGGAAAAGCACGCAGGCGUUUAACUUCAGUGUAUAGCUAUGAGAGAAGAACGACAUGCUGUACAGGAAAGUUGCCUCAGGGAAGUCAUAAUGCUUAGUGUGGUGGAAAGUUUAAGCUGUUCAUUAUACGUCCAUUUGUUUUGCAAUAUUGUCAUUCAAGGAUGGGGGAUAACCCCUAUUAGAGGGUAUUUCUUUCUUGAUUUUAAAGGUUAUAAGGCUGUUAGGAUACAGAGGAACUUAUGCUGGGUUUGAGCCUGUGUAACCAAUUGGCUGUUUAUUAGAAACAUUCUGAGACCUCAGAUUCAAUGUGAAUUUUAAAUUAUACAUAAGUACAUAAACAUAAGUACAUCUAACUGAAUUAAAUUGUAAUUAUUUGAUCCAAAAUUAAUUUGCAUGGCAAAAAAAUGAAUGUUUUGCCAUGUAAAUUCAGGGAAAUUUAAUCUUUUUAAUUUACCAUGACUUUUGUAUCGAACUUUAAAUAAUAUACAUGUAUCAUGCAUAAAGAUUCAACCUCGUGUGGAAAUUAUGAAUGCAAGUUCCCUGGUCAAUUAGCCAAUUAACAUUACACUAUUAAUGCAUAUGAAUAGGCCUAUAUCAAAAUGAUCAUGGCAUGAACAACAGGUCAUGAAAUGAAAGAGAUAUACGGGCCGGCUAGCAUUUUUACAUGCAUUUAUAUCAGUUAGGGUGUGAUUUUAUUGAUACAACUAGGCUGUUUAAAUCAUUAUCGAUCGGAAUUGACUGAUUGGUAUAUCCAGGCAACUUCAAGCUACGAGCUAUCUGAAAUGUUACGUAGGGCCUACUGCUACUUUAACCGAUCAAUUAUCCGUCAUGUUUAAUUGCAGUUGUUCUACAAAUUGCAGUUAAUUCAUUAUUUUCUUCAUUGGCUUCUAAUAUAAAACACAACCUGGCCUUUAAGUUGCAGGCUGAAAAUCAAGAGUGGAAUUCGUACGUUAACCUAACACAAAAGGCCUCUACUUUUAGGACGGUCGAUGUUAUUGUAGUUCUUGGUGAACCUAUACCUACCGCUGACUUCACUCAUCCUAAUGGUUUCCUAACGGUCUGGACGGGACGGGACGCGGCGUGCGCUCGCUUCCGUCCCGUCCCUGAUAAAUCAAACUCCAGCCCCCGUCGCUGCGGACGUCUGCUGAUAAGAAGGACAACAACCUGC